AUAAUGUGGUUUUUUUUCGGGGUGUUUAAUUGGGUUGAUUAUGAUUGUUUUUGGAUCUGGAACCUCAUUAUACUGUAUCACCUAGUGCUCAUCAUGGUCUUCAAUGUGAUAAUAUUGGUGUGAUGAUACAGACUUUCGUUGUGAAGUUAUAAGCAGUUUCAACGUUCCCACCGGUUUAAUUUUUUUACUCAACAAUAUUUUGCUGCUCUUAAGUUUUCUUUACAAUAAAGCGAUGAACUUCUUAACUUACGUUGACGUGGUGUGAUGAAUUUUUCCUAACCUAUGCGAAUGGGUUGAAUUUUUUGAGGCUGCUGGUGUUCCAGCCAAACUAAGGGAAACAUAUGCUGGAAUUUUUGUUGAACAUCGAAUUAACAAUUCAGUCCUUGCUGAUUUAGAUAAGGACCACUUGAAAGAUAUGGGGAUCACAGUUAUUGGAGAUAUUAUUUCCAUACUGAAGCAAUGCAAAAAAAUAAGACACGAGUUAUCAGUUGCACCAACUCCUGUUGUCACUUCAACAACGUCGAAAGAUUGCUCAUCUGAAAAUAAAAAAACUGCGUCUAAAAAUUUAGAUGUCGGCGUUUUAGUCCCAGUGCGUCGUCGAAUGAAUCCUGAGGUUGAAGGAAAAUAUAUUGUUAAAAUGCCCAAGGGGACGACUUUAAAGACCCAGAAAAUUCUUGCAUCCAUGAAGCAAAAGAACAGUGCAAAGUCUAGCCAAUCUGAAGUUGCCAAAGCCGCCAAAACAAAUGAACCUCCUGUAUCGUCUACCUUCGAAGACAGCGAUGUCGAUGAUUGUGAUAAUUAUCGUGUUAUCAUCUCUAAAUCAAAUACACAUGGUUCCACAUCUAGUGAUUCAGUAUUCAGUCGUUUAGGUAAUACUGUAAAUAGAGAGGAUUCACCUACAAGUGUACUUAUAAAAAAAACGACAGAUCCAUCUGCUGCAAUGCAACGCUUUAUUCGUUGGAAUUUAAAUGACAAUAGUCUUGGAUCACCUUUUCGUCCUUCACCAUCUGUUGCAGAAACUAUUAUGAACUCACCAGAGGAUUCUUUGAAUUUUAAAGUUGUUAAACAAGUUAGCGGUCUUACAAAAAGCCUUGAUCAGUCUGUUAAAUUAAGAACACCCCUUAAACGACAUGUAAGUAUUCAUUAUCUGUGUCUCACCAGUGUGCAAAAAUUCAUAUCUUUGUCUCAGUAACAGGAGACGGUAAUUUUUGAUUGAUGGUUCUCUCGCUGUAAUAAAUGAUUUUGUUUUAAUCAUCAAUUAACUACUGAUCUCAAGUCACUACAUUUAGUCAAAAAAACCUCCAUUUUAACCUCUCGAGUUUUUGACAUGCUUUAAGUGAAGGGUAAUAAUAAUACACGUUUGUCAAACUGGAGUUAAUAAGGUGGAGUUUCAGUGUUCGGUUUUGUGUUUGAAUGACAUGUUUUUCAACUACUAAACCACUAUUUAUUCUUUUAGAAGCUGAUAUUCAUUACCAGUUUGCACCAGGCUUGUGUACGAUUAUGUCAGAAAACCAUUGGAAAUUACAUGAAGGUAUUAGGUAAUAUAUUUUUAGAUGCAGUUGUCAACUCACAGUCAUGAAAGCUCUCUGUUAGGAAUACUUCAGUCUCCUCAUCCGAGGCAAUAUUAACUCAUUCGAAGGCAUAUAAAGACAGUUAGAAAUCAUACUCUAGUCAUUGUAUUUUAUUUUUUAACUUAAAUUCCUUUUUUUCACAUCUCAUUUAUCUUUAUUGUUAUUGAUUUAAUUAUCAUUGUGUACACAGGCCUCUGAUACGGUAUUUAGUCGUUUAAGUGCUCCAUCAACUACUAUACAACCAAAUGAUCAACUCUCUUACCAAGGAAUUUUGAAGAAGUCACGAACUCAACCUCCUAAAUUUAACAAUGAAUCGAUGUCUUCAUGUUCUCUAAAUAGCCUUCUUUCUCCACACACCGAAGGUGUACUUAGCCAGAGUCGUAUGCAAAAAGUUUCGGUAAAAAACCGCUUAGGUAAUUGAUUAAUUCAUUUAAGAAAUUUGUUUCGCUUAAUUCUUAUGCCCUACUUUAUUUUAAUGUGUACAAAAUAUGAAUUUAUUGAAUACAAAUUGACGUUUUUCCCUAUUCUGUUGAUCGUCUGUGUUACUAUAAUCUCUAUUUUUACAUGAUAGGUGGAGCAGUUUUUUAUUUUAUAGCAAUGAAACGUUUAAUAGCCCCACCUACUAGAUCUGUUGAAUUAAUUUGACUGCUCAGAUCGAAGUCAAUGGAUUUCAUACCCUAUUGAUAAAAAAUAAGAUCCACAGACGUCUGUGCUACGGUUUAUCCUUCUAUUGAUUUAUCUCUCAAUCUCAAAAUCAACGUGAAUUGCUGGGUCAUGUCCUUUAAAACCUAAAUCCACUUUAUUUAAUUUAAACCAUACAGAAGUCCGUCAUUUGUAGUCCAACUUAAACUACUACAUUGUUAAUAUAUUAUUGCGAACCGUUUUAGGAUUUAUUCAUAGACCUAUUUACAGUCACUUGUGAUUCCACACUCUAUCCUUCAAUAUCAUAAGUCCCCAAUGACCUACUUCCUGCCAUUAAGAUUCAUACUCUGCUUCUUAAAUACCGAUUUCUCACUUGUCGUUUCGCAUUUCGGCACGAGCUUGUGGACAAACAUUUUCCUUUUAGAGAUAAACGUUCUAUAAUUAUGGGUACGAUGAUUUAUAUCAGACUCUACAAAGUUAACGAAAACAACAAAGGUGGUUUAGUUGAAACAGACUCCAGUAAAGUGUAUGAUUCUUUCUACAUAUAUUGGGAAUUUGGAUCAAUUUGGGUUCUGUAUUUAUAAUGUACUGCUCCCUCAAGAAAAUAUUUCAGACUUUCGUAUUAUUAAAGAGGAUAAUUUUUACAGACUGUUUUCAUAAUUCACUACAUGAAUAUUAUUGAAUGAUUAAAGAUUAUAUCGCUUGUUAGGUUUUAAACAAGGAGUUGAUUGUUGUCUUUUGGCUAUAUAAGCAUUACAUGUAAUUAAAUUCCUUAAACCAUAAAGUAUGUUAUAUGUAGUACAUUAUUAUUCUGAGUGAAUAUAAUUUGGACUUAAUUCAAUCUAGGUUUAGGAGAUUUGCUUUAAAAAUUUUAUUGAGAUGUGUUGGUAGAAUUUGAGUCAUAGAGGGCUGAUUACUUUAUUAAAUUAUCAAAAGUUUGUCUCCCUAAUUUUUUGGUUUAUUUUGUGAAUCCCUAUCUCUUUAGCGAAUCGUUGGAUGUUAACGGCAAUUAUUAGAAGUUCACAGUGAUAUUGAUGUUCGAAUGCUUAGUGCAUCAAUUUAACAGUUGGUUUCUCGCUCAUGCGUUAUUUGUUUCACUGGGGUUUCGAUUACACUUCUAAAUAAUUGUUUCCACAUCUUAGAAGUAAAUGAGAAAAAAUUACAUUAUUGCAACAAAGAGUUUCUUCCAAAACCUAAAGAAAGGAAAAUUAAUUGUUUAUUAAAUUUAUUGUUAAAUUCCUCAUAUCAGUAAACUGCCUUCCUUUAUGAAAUGGUGGCGAAGAUUUGUAGCUCAGGUGGAUGAUUUUUACUUCUACCUGAAUUUCGUGCCGAUUAUGUCGUUUAGAAUGACAAUGAAAGCUCCACGAACAAACCAUUCAGCUCAGACAACAAAACUCCAUAAAAAUGCCUUCCUCUAUAUUUUAUAGGAUUGUCAAUGUGACUACUUAUAAGUAGUCAAGUUUAGUUUCUAUUUCUUCUGACUAAGUAUACAAAGCUAUAUGCCAUUUUCUUAUAGCUUUUAAGAAAUUCCCUUAUGAAAGUCGAUAUGUAAAAUACACAGUACUUUGUUUGUCAGUAGGAAUAUAUUUAUGCUCUACAAAUAUGCGCAUUAUUUUGAUAUUUGGGUAUUUUAAUCUAGGAAUGGUUGUUUGCAUUCUCAGUUUUACAUGAAGGUCCAGAUACCAUAAAAUUAACUCAUCAAAUCAUUCUAAUGUCAGUCGUUUUGGUGAGAAAAAUAUCACACAACUGUUUCAUUAUUUUUAGUAUAUGUAUAUACACAGUUUGAUCAGUACAUAAUCUAUUUUUUCAAGUUAUACAAGAACAAUUUUUCCCAUCAAUAUUUUACUUAAAUUUUCUUUAUGUUUUAGGCAACAGACAAGGAAAGUCUAACGCUCCAGUUCAUUCUAGACUUGGUCGAGCAUCUAAUCCAGUAUGAAUAAUCUGAUUUUCAUGACUUUUACUGAACUUAGUGUAUAUAUACAUAAAUAUAUUUCGCAUACCAUAAAAUAUAAUUUUAGGUAUCCA
Schistosoma curassoni is the source of this 4238-nucleotide messenger RNA. Lineage: Eukaryota; Metazoa; Platyhelminthes; Trematoda; Strigeidida; Schistosomatidae. The record is from the annotation of a GenBank genome assembly.